Molecule: messenger RNA, 1711 nt
Organism: Rosa chinensis
Lineage: Eukaryota; Viridiplantae; Streptophyta; Magnoliopsida; Rosales; Rosaceae
Product: protein C2-DOMAIN ABA-RELATED 1
Exons: 2
Coding region: 196-693 (165 amino acids)
Source: RefSeq, a predicted model, not a curated record
CGUUGGUUUAGUGUAAUACAUAUCAAACUAGCUACCUCCUGCUUUCUCAGCAACUUCACAGUUCACACACCUUGGUCUAAUUUCUAAACAGAUCGAGAUCGCAUCCAUACUACUAAGCCCUUCAUCCUUCUCCUACUAAUUUGUUUGUGGUGCGCGAUUAAAUCUGGUCGUACUGUACGUUGGAGCUAACUAGCAAUGGAGAACCUGUUGGGUCUGUUGAGAAUUCAUAUCCAAAGAGGAGUGAACCUUGCCGUCAGAGACAUGAGAAGCAGCGACCCUUAUCUCAUUGUCAGAAUGGGCAAGCAGAAGCUAAAGACUCGUGUAGUGAAGAAGAGCGUGAAUCCAGAGUGGAAUGAACAAUUGACUCUUUCAAUUGCUGAUCCAAGUCUUCCGAUCCUGGUCUCUGUGUAUGACAAGGAUACAUUUAGUUUUGAUGACAAAAUGGGGGAUGCAGAGUUUGAGAUUGGUCCAUUCAUUAAAGCCUUGAAGAUGGGUUUCCAAGGCCUUGAAGAUGGAGCCAUAAUUUCUAAAGUGCAGGCAAACAAGCAAAAUUGUCUAGCUGAAGAGAGCUGCAUUAUUUACUCCGAAGGCAAACUUGUACAGAACAUGGUUCUCAGACUCAGAAAUGUGGAGUGCGGGGAAGUGGAACUCCAAUUGCAGUGGAUUGAUGUACCUAGUUCUAGGGGUCUAUAGUUACUGAUCUCACUGUGUCUGAUUUUCCGUUCGUAAUGUCCAGAGGAGUUACAGAUGCUAUCCUUCCAUGUAUUGUCAUCAACAUAUGGGAUGUGAGAAUCUAAUAAACUACAAAUUGUAUGCGAUACCUUUUCUAUUUCUAUGUAUGUGCACAGUAAAAAAGAAAUAAAUAUCGCUUUCUCUAGAUUGACAAAACGUCCUAUGAGAAGCUCUGCUAGGAUUUUUCUAGGGGUUGGAGAGGGCUUUCGACCUUUCAACGGUGUAUCGGGUUCUUCCCUCGUAUACUUGUGGGUCCUUUGGUUGAAAUGAGUAUGGAGGAUGCGGCAACGUUCUUAUUAUUGGGUCCUAUUUCGGGGUUCUGGCAAGUUUGUUUCUUUUCUGAGUUUUGUUUCACCGAUCAUGGUGUUUGAUUGGUUCUUUGGUGAACAUCGGUGGUUUCAAUGGGUUUUUGGUUGGAUAUAUUGGUGUGUGGAGAUGGCGUGAUUGGUUGCGAAUUUUGCUCGGGCUAGAAUUCUGGAAUUCCGCUCUAGUCGGGUCGGGGGCUAGAGCUUCGAAGUAGGAUUUUGUUGUUCCUCUGUCGAUGUCUUUUGCUAAUGGUCUUGGAUUGUUUAGAGGCAUGGGUCUGGAUCGGGUCGAUGGUUGCUGCGACGCCCUAUUCGCAUAUGGUAGACUCUUCCCCGUGUGUUGUUCUGGUCACAGGUGAUUGGGCAGCGCGGUGGAGGUUUUCCCCCGAGUUAGAGGUGCUCUACAUGAUGAAACGGUGCUCCCGGCGGUGGGUAUACGUCGGUUUCAGGCCCAAACCGACUUCGACCUGAAACAGUCAAUUAGGCCCAAAGUCCAAAUCAACAAUCGACUUAAAAAUAAUUGAGCCGAAUUUUAGGUUGGGCCGAAUUUUCGGGUCAGCCCAAUUCAGUUUCAGGUCAUUUUAAUGGUUUUUUUUUUUUCCUUUUUCUUCUAGCGACUGUCCCUUUUUUAUUUUUUUUUCUUCUCAUUAAUUUAUAUUUUCUAUACAUAUCAA